AUGAAGAACGCCAGUGUGUUCCUUCUAUUUGUUAUAGGAAGUGCUGUGUCUGCAGUUGCACAGGUACAGGACAGUACCCCUGAUUCCACAACAGUAGCAGGAACCUCAACCGUAGCUGAAACCUCAACCGUUGAGGUUACUUCAAUGAAUCCAACGACAACGAGUGCAGAGCAGGGCCGAAGUGAUGAUAGCACUACUGUCGAAGUCAGUGUAUCGCCUCCCAGUGAUCCAACCACCACUGCCAGGAUGUCCACUAUUGCACCUGCUUUUGUGAUCCCUAUCCUUGGCGCCCUUCUUCUUCUCACAUAUUUCAUUGACACGCCUUCCAUCAGAGGGUCAAAUUUGAGUUGUGAGUCAAUUAUCACACUUGCGAUGGGCUCGAGCGUAUGUAAGGGAGUGCAUAGCGAAGUAAUUCGCCAAGAAUGGGGAACCGAUUCCUUCAAGAUGAUGAGCAGGAAAUCACCGCCAGAUGGCGGCGUGAUUAACAUGGAAUACAAAGUAGAAGAUGCAGAGGUUAGUGUUGUUAUGAGGUUCUCUAGAGUGUUUCUUGCGGUAAUAUUCACCAUUGCCGGCAUUCCGCAGGAAGAUGCUCUUAAAUCAUCAACCACUGCUAGACAAUGA
Echinococcus granulosus is the source of this 621-nucleotide messenger RNA. RefSeq lists its product as hypothetical. The transcript is spliced from 3 exons. The coding region runs from base 1 to 621 and encodes 206 amino acids. NCBI's taxonomy places the organism in Eukaryota, Metazoa, Platyhelminthes, Cestoda, Cyclophyllidea, Taeniidae. The record is from RefSeq and is a predicted model, not a curated record.